Pyricularia oryzae 70-15 is the source of this 845-nucleotide messenger RNA. RefSeq lists its product as uncharacterized. The transcript has 4 exons. Lineage: Eukaryota; Fungi; Ascomycota; Sordariomycetes; Magnaporthales; Pyriculariaceae. Bases 181 to 780 code for a protein of 199 amino acids. The record is from RefSeq and is a predicted model, not a curated record.
GACCCCACCUGGCCUCCCUGGUACCGGCCCAACUGUCUGGUCGUAACAUCAGGUCUCCUCUCCUUUGGCCAAGUCCCUUUGGCCUUUAAGUAUCGUGUAGCCAAACCAAAAUCUGGUCGUUCGUCGACAGAACGUCGCCACGCCCUUCUUUCUUCCCUGUUGUCGACGGAUACCGUUGAGAUGCCUUCCUGCAGUCCCUGCCGUGCCAAAGGCGCAGCGUCUUGUCAGGUAUCUCCUCAGGAUUCUGCUCGCUGUGUGGAGUGUGUUCGUUCCAAUCGCUCUGGGUGUGACGUGUUGGGUCUGUCCGCUGCUCAAAUCCGUCACAUUGGUCGUCAGCACUCGAAGUUGGAUGCGGAGGUCGAGGCGCUUGAGGAGCAGAUCCAUGUGCAGCAGGCGAAGUUGCUUCGUCUGCGAAAACAAAAGAAACUGUGGUUUGAAAAGAUGAUGCGAGCUGUGUCUCGCGGAAUUGAUGACUUGGAGGAAUUGGAUCGGGUGGAGCGUAAGGAGGCGGAACAGGAGGAGCGUCGACGAUCAACCGAGGUCCUGCCUGAAGUGUCCUUGGAGUCGCUUCUUCCGGAUUCCAAUUUUGUCUGGGAUUCGACUUUCCCGAUGGGUCCUCUGAAUCCUUCGUUGUUGGAUGAGAUGAAUGUUCUUGCGCAACAUUCCGUUGGUUCGUCUGGUGGUAUGGUUUCGAGUCCUGGUCGGCCCUUAACUUCUGGGAAUGAUCCAACUCCUAAUAGUACUGGCGGAGCGGUUCCUGGCAAUCCUGGAGGUGGUUAAGGGGUUCCCAAGUGUUUUCUUCAUGCCCAUAGUUUUCCCAUUUAACAAGGUACUCUGUUUUGCCG